Scaptodrosophila lebanonensis is the source of this 1302-nucleotide messenger RNA. RefSeq names its product ATP-dependent RNA helicase glh-4-like. The transcript is spliced from 2 exons. Bases 56 to 1225 code for a protein of 389 amino acids. The record is from RefSeq and is a predicted model, not a curated record. Lineage: Eukaryota; Metazoa; Arthropoda; Insecta; Diptera; Drosophilidae.
GCGAGCAAGUGCGAAUUACUGAUUACUUGGAAAAUUUAAAUAAUUACUUAGUAGUAUGUCGCAACUAAGAAUGCGACUGGGCAGCCGAAUCUUAGGUCUAGCUUUCAUAGUGCUGUUGGCCACAAAUUCCGUGCAGGCUAAGAAACCACCACCCAAACGUCCUUCAUCGAUGUCCAGUGGUCAUGGUACAGCACCUUCGUAUAGCAAUUCAGAUCUGCAUAGGCUGAGCUAUGGUGGUGGAUCACAGAGUGUUCCAGCUGCGGCAGCAAGUCCUCCUAAAUCAGCGGGUCAAAUGGCUCCCAGGACCAACACUACGCACUUUACUCCUGCUACCAACUACCGACCACACUCGAACUCGACCAGUGGUUUUGGUGGAGGUGGUUUUAAUAACACCUCAUUCCCAUCAAACAGCACGCACGGCUUUGGUGGAGGUGGUUUCAAUAGCACCUCAUUCCCAUCAAACAGCACGCACGGCUUUGGUGGAGGUGGUUUUAAUAACACCUCAUUCCCAUCAAACGCCACACACGGCUUCCACUCAAAUUUUACACACCAGCAGGCUGGUAACGUUGGUUAUUUGCCUCCUGGGACAGAAUUUUCCUAUCCUGGCCAGCAGUCACAUUAUCCGAGUCACCAAGCCGGCAACUUCUAUCCUCCACCCGGUGCCACUUACUUACCCGCUGGAUCCCCAUUGCCAGCCGGUGCACAGUUUCAACCGCAGCCACAGCAAUCCUCAUCUGGACUAGGCUUGGGCACUGGCCUCAUUGCCGGCGCUAUUGGUGGUGCUGUUUUGGGCCAUGUACUGACGCCAACGGAGACUAAAGUCGUGAAUCAAGCCCCGCCUGCUGGUGAUGCUGGCAGUGCUGAUAAGAUCAUUAUCAUCAAUAACAAUGCACAGCCUGGAACCGUCACGACUGCUGAAGUGGCAGCGGGCACAACCAUCAUCAACACUGGCGUUCCACAGACUACGAUAUCGCCAGCUGUUGUCCAGCCCGCAGUAGUUCAAGCUGCUUCCACCAAUACGUCUGCAGUUCCCACUUAUUUCAAUAUACCCGAUGGAUUUGUGCCACUCUCUCCGAUGGUACCCGGCGCUCACCCCAGCCUCAUGCGAAUUCCAGGUGCAGUGUAUCUUUCUCCAGAUUCGGGUCUUCACGAUGCACACAAUGGAGCUAAACACUUCUACGCAUCGUCAGUUCUGACCCUAGUGGUUGCCUACAGCCUAUUCUAGACGCCUUCCGGCACUUCUUAUGAAUUGAAAACGUGAAUCAAAUAAAUAUUACUUUAUUUUGUAACUUUCCCUGAAAA